Molecule: messenger RNA, 1875 nt
Organism: Brenthis ino (lesser marbled fritillary)
Lineage: Eukaryota; Metazoa; Arthropoda; Insecta; Lepidoptera; Nymphalidae
Source: the annotation of a GenBank genome assembly
AUGUGGUUUCUAACGUCAGACAAUGAUAAAAGAGUAUUAUAUGUAUCACAAAGCAAAAAUCCUGUAACAAUUGGUCGAUAUGUUGAUGGACCAAAUUGUGAUUUUACUAUUGCUGAAGAUGCGUCGAUUAGUAGAAAACAUGCCACUCUUACGGUUUCAGAAGGUGAUUUGCUUUUAAAAGAUUUGGGUUCGAAAUAUGGUACUUAUAUUAAUAACUCUGAUAAAGUUGAACAUAAUAAAAUGAUAAAAUUAAAUAAAGAUGAUGUUGUUAAGUUUGGUAAAAUGAGUUGUAUAUGGAGAGUAAGUUAUAUUAAUUUUAUUACUUGUACGUCUACAUUGAAAGGAGAGAACCUUCAAAAUCUUAAGAAAGUUCUUGACAUUCUGGGUGGAACUUUAAAAAACGAGUGGGACGAUACAUGCAUGUAUUUAACUAUGCCAGCAAUAACACUCACUAUAAAAGUUGUUCUAGCAUUGGUACAAAAGUCACAUAUUGUAACUAUUGAUUAUUGGAAAAAGUGUGUUGAAGCAAUUAGUAAUAAUUUACCAUUGCCAAAUCCUAACAAUUUUAUCCCUCAAAUAUUAGAAUCAACUCUUAACAGAGAAAAUGUAUCCUUUAUUCCAAAAAAUGAAAGAUGUAAUCUGUUUGCUGGCAAAAAAGUAAUAUUUUUUUCAAGAAGACAGUUGGAAAUGUAUAAAACGGCUCUAAUGAAAAGUUCAGCAACAGCAUUAUUAUUAAGUGAAUCAAAACUAACUAAAGCUGCUUUGUGUGAGGAGGAUGUUAUUGUUAUUCAAUAUAACUUAUCAUCAAUAAAUCAAGAAACUCAGUCUCAGAGGGAACAAAUUAAUGAAAUAAUUGACUACCUGAAAUGCAGGGGCAAAAGGGUAGUAGCUGAUGCGGAAAUUGGUUUAGCCAUACUAUACUGUUCUACUACUAAAUAUUGCAAUCCAGCUUUUAAUUUUCCUUCUGAAGUUAUUAAACAAGUGCCUCAACAAAAUACUAGUGCCAGGGACAUAUUAGCUCCAGAGUCACAGGAAUCUUCACAGAACUUGUGUAGAAAUAGCAAUGUAUUCAUUGAUGAAAGUCUCACACUAAAUUGUAGUAGUAAUGAAAAUAAAAAUAAUCCCAAAAGAAAAUUGAGUGAAGAUUGUGACAUUGAUGGUAUAAAUAAAAUGAGUAAGAAACUGGCAACAGAACAAACUAAUAUUCCUACAAGCAAUAGCAAUAAAAGGCAAAAUGAUUGUACUGACUUGGAAAAUCCAGCAAAGAAAGUUGCUAUUAUGAAUGAAGAUGAUGAUGUAUUUAAUUUUAAGAAAAGUGUUUCUAUUACAAAUGUUAAUCAAAGUGAUUCAAACAAAAAACUUAACUUGUUUAAGCCAAUAAAAAGGAAACAUGAUGCAGUUAACGAUGAAGAGGAUUUAUUUAAUUUUGUAGAUAAAAGUAAUAAGAAGGUUGCUAUUGAUAAAUCUGUUAGUAUAAAAUCAGAACCUCUAAGUACAAUAGAAAGACCAGAUAUUGAUAAGAUAAAUGUAACUCAAAAUACUGAUAUAGCAGUUAUAAGAGGAUCAAAAUUGGAAGAACUUAUGAAGAAUAAUGCAAAGGUUUUAUGUUUAAAAAAUGUGAAAAAAGAGGAUACAACUGAAAUUGGUGAAAAAUUAAGCAAUAUGGAUUUAGGAUCUACAACUGUGAUAGUGAGAAAUGAUCUGAUUGUUAAGAAGGAGACAAUUCAAGUAAAAUCUCCUGAAAGUAGACUAAAAAAUUUCAAGAAGUUCAAAAAGGUUUGGCCUAUAAAAUUGCAAGUAACUAUUUUGCCAAGACCAUCAGAAUUCAUAAAUGCGUCUCAAUCUAGUGAUAAUAAAGAAAAUACAAUGAUAAUC